This is a messenger RNA of Pyricularia oryzae 70-15, 3850 nucleotides long. Its product is annotated as ATP-dependent RNA helicase DHX8. Gene Ontology annotation, cellular component: catalytic step 2 spliceosome; intracellular anatomical structure. Gene Ontology annotation, molecular function: ATP binding; RNA binding. Bases 151 to 3201 code for a protein of 1016 amino acids. The record is from RefSeq and is a predicted model, not a curated record. The transcript has a single exon. NCBI's taxonomy places the organism in Eukaryota, Fungi, Ascomycota, Sordariomycetes, Magnaporthales, Pyriculariaceae.
CGAUAAUAAGCUUUCAAACUUUCUUUCCUUCGACCUCGUUAAUAAGUACCUAGGGGUACUUGUGUCCGUUGCUAGGGUGCAUUGCCGGCUCAAACCUCCCUUCCUUGACGCGACAGCUGCGACAACGAAAUAUCAACCAUCGCCGCAGCAAUGUCUUCCAAUAAGAAAUAUGCCUUCCUUCCUAUGCAGGAUGACGAGGUCGGUCCACAAAAGGUGAAGAAGUCUUCAAAGGACCGCCGCGACAAGAAGAAAGAAUCGUCCUCGUCGCGCCACUCCAGAUCUCACCGCCGAAGCCGUUCCCGAUCACCCGCCCGUGAGUCUUCAUCCAAGCACUACCGAAGUCGCGCCAAAGACAGUCGCCGCGAUUACGAUCGGCACAGCAGCAGAAGGGACGACAAGGAGGACCGCUGGGCCGACGAUGAGCCCCUCACGGACGACGGGGCCGACGAGCCCGAGUUUGAGCAGUCUGCUUCCAAACGCGUCAAAAUCAGCCAUGGAGACGAUGCGGAGGAUGCGGACCUGUCAGAUGGCGCACGCGAGGAGCUGCAGGCGCAACGAGACCGCGCAGAGAGGGAGGCCUUCUCGAAUCGGCUGAAGGAGAGAGACGAUGGGAGGUCCAAGAAGGGCGGGAAGGAGGAUCUUGCUACCUCACUGAGGCGAUCACUAGCAGACGAUGCCAAGGGGAGAAGUGAAGCUGUCGCUGAUCUCCGAGAAAGGUCACGACAGGAAUACUUCAAGAAGCGUGAAACGGAAAAGAUUGCCUUGUUUCGCAAACAGGUCGCCGAGGAGACAGCUGAGCUCCGAAGCGGCGUGGCGUUAUCGGAGAAGGAGAAGGCUGAGUUUGCUGAAAACAGAAAGCUGCUGGCCCUCAUUGAGGAAAGGUUACGCAUCGACGACCACCGUGAUGGGUAUUACAUGCCCGAAGACUACAUCACGGAGAAGGGGAAAAUCGACAGAAAGAAGAAGGAGGAUGCUCUGUACAAGCGUUACGUGGAAAAGGAUGAGUACGGACAGGAGAAGUUCGUUACCGAACACGAGGAGUGGGAGAGGGAACAGGCCGCAAAGGCCAAGGCCCAAAUCAAGGUGGCUGAGAGGGACGAGGCCGGUUACGACUAUGUCAUGGAUGAGGACCAGUACAUCCAAUGGACACGAGAUACUCGCCUGCCUGGUGAGGGGAAGGUUUUGACCGGGGAGCAGCUGUACCUGCAGGCUCAGAUCGAUGCUGCAGAGAAGAGACAGCUUUCCAUGCAGGAGACUCGAAAGAGCCUGCCAAUCUACGUCUAUCGGGAUGAGUUCCUUGCUGCGCUUGAGCAGUACCAGAUUUUGGUCAUUGUUGGAGAGACUGGAAGUGGAAAAACAACACAGUUGCCACAGUAUCUCCACGAGGCUGGCUACACCAAAGACGGCAUGAGGGUCGGUUGCACUCAGCCACGACGUGUCGCAGCAAUGAGUGUAGCAGCCCGUGUAGCCGACGAAAUGGGGGUCAAGGUUGGAAACGAAGUUGGUUACUCGAUCCGUUUCGAGGACAACACCAGCGAUAAAACCAUCUUGAAAUAUAUGACGGACGGUAUGCUGCUUCGAGAAUUCAUGACGGAACCCGACCUGUCAAGCUAUUCGGCGCUGAUGAUUGACGAGGCGCACGAACGGACGGUCCAUACCGAUAUCUUGCUUGCGCUCGUCAAAGAUCUUGCACGGGAGCGCAAGGAUCUCAAACUGUUGAUUUCAUCUGCCACCAUGAAUGCAGAGAAGUUUGCUUCAUAUUUCGACGAUGCGCCCAUCUUUAACAUUCCCGGCCGGAGGUACCCUGUAGACAUCUACUACACGCCAGCACCCGAAGCCAACUACUUGUCAGCCGCCAUCACCACUGUCUUCCAGAUUCACACUACGCAGCCGAAGGGAGAUAUCCUCAUUUUUCUCACAGGCCAGGAUGAGAUUGAGGCCGCAGAAAUGCAAAUCACCGAAACUGCAAGGAAAUUGGGAAGUCGCGUGAAGGAGCUUGUCAUUUGUCCGAUUUACGCCAACCUGCCGUCUGAACUGCAAUCCAAGAUUUUCGAGCCUACUCCUGAGAACGCGAGGAAAGUCGUCUUGGCUACAAACAUUGCCGAGACUAGUUUGACAAUUGAUGGAAUUGUCUAUGUCAUCGAUCCGGGCUACGUCAAAGAGAAUGUCUACAAUCCCGCCACGGGAAUGUCGAACUUGGUGGUUGUUCCCUGCUCGAGGGCGUCCGCAAAUCAAAGGAGCGGUCGUGCCGGUCGAGUUGGGCCUGGAAAGUGCUUCAGACUGUACACCAAAUACGCAUACAUGAACGAAAUGGAAGAGUCGACAACGCCAGAGAUCCAGCGGACAAACCUAAACGGUGUGGUCCUACAACUCAAGUCUCUCGGCAUCAACGAGCUCCUUGAUUUCGAGUUUAUGGACCCGCCGCCAACCGAGGCCCUCAUUGGCGCGCUGAACCAGUUGUUCGCGCUGCAGGGCUUAAAUCACAAAGGCGAGCUGACAAAACUUGGGCGACAGAUGGCCGAGUUCCCCACGGAUCCCAUGUUGGCCAAGGCCGUCCUGGCCGCAGAUAAAGAGGGGUGUGUGGAGGAGGUCCUCUCGAUAGUCGCCAUGUUGAGCGAAGCAUCGGCCCUGUUUUUCCGACCCAAGGACAAGCAGGUGCAUGCAGACGCUGCUCGUGGUCGAUUCACGGUCAAGGAGGGUGGCGAUCACGUUACAUUGCUCAACAUCUGGAACCAGUGGCUAGACAGUGACUACUCGCCGAUUUGGUCCAAGGAGAAUUUCUUACAGCAGCGGUCGCUAACACGGGCUCGAGAUGUGCGGGAACAGCUGAGCAAGCUAUGCGAGCGUGUCGAGGUCACACUGUCAACCUGCGGCGGGAUCUCCAACAUGCCACCGAUCAAGCGUGCCAUCACUGCGGGCUUCUUCCCCAACGCGGCGCGCAUGCAGCGCAGCGGAGACAGCUACCGGACGGUCAAGAACAACACGACGGUCUACAUACAUCCCAGCUCGGUCAUGAUGCAGGAGGACCCGCCGCCUCGCAUGGUAAUCUACUACGAACUAGUGCAGACCACCAAGGAGUACAUGCGGUCUUGCAUGCCCAUUGAACCUAAAUGGCUUGCUGAACUGGCACCGCAUUUCCACAAGGCCAAGGAUAUUGCAGCCUUGGAAGAAAAGAAGCUCCCCAAGGAUCGCAAGAGGUAAUUUUGCGUCGCUUCGCUUGGAGCAAGGGUGCUACAGCUGUACAAGAAAGAGCCAGGUAAUUUCUUAAUGAAAUCGUACGUGGUGAACAAAGGGUCUUUUAUGGGCUGACGACUUUGCUUUCACAAUUGCAAUUCUUUUUGGGCCUCUGGCUGGUCUUAUCUUUUGUCCCUUCUGUGACUGGUGCAGGUAUCUGCUCUGGUGGACAAGAGAACAUCCAGAUGGAUCCCUUGUUGCCUACCUUGCCCAGCCUUGGACAUAUGGCGUGGCGGUCCCUAAACGCCUGGUUACUAAUGAGCUGCUCGCAUUCGUUUCCACACUGGAUGGAGAGGAUGUAUCCUCUCACGGCCUGUAUGGGUAUGCCCUCAGACGGCAAUGUCGAUGAUUGUCAGAUACGGCCGUGAAGUGGUGACGGGGCUUUUACGGGUUCUCUGAUCGAUCCAACACUGAAUGUAGCGCUCAUGCUGGAAUCCUUCGGUGUUGAUGUACAAUGUUGUUGUAAAUGGAGGUUAUUGGACACCAAAGAGACAAACAAGACGGGGGAAGGAAUGUUGCGGUUUAGAUAAUAAACAAGCGGCGCAUCAUCUGAAUAAUAUAUAAGGUACCUACCUAGCUAAGCCGACUGUCAACGCAUAUCCCAUCAGUAAUUCGC